AUGCCAGGUGGUACUGGGAAUAGAAAGGAGUUCAGGGGAGACGACCGAACGGUGAAAUACGGUCGUAUUUCCAAGUCCGUCGGCCCUGAUGGCAAGACAAAAAGCGAAAGGGUACUCAAAGACGGUACCAAAGCGCCUCUGUGGUACACUCCCAGGGGCCUGAUUGAUGGCAGUAUUCGCGGCCACUUCUAUAUUCCAAAGUACGAGUCCUGGCACAAGAAGCCGCUUCCACUAAACCCAUACAACCAUUUCUUCUUUCCUACUCUGGAAGAUGGACAACUUGGAUUUACGCUGAAGUAUUGCGAGAAAUGGGAUCAGGUCGAAGAUCAUGCUCGCCAGAUGAACUACAACACCGAGCAUGUGUUUGAGGUGCAGCAACUGAAAUUGUUCUUCGCCACGAUGAUCUAUGCCGGCUGGAUUGGUGGCAACAGCGACAUGGAAAACAUUCUCUUCGACCCACAGUGUUAG
Messenger RNA from Mollisia scopiformis, 468 nucleotides. RefSeq lists its product as uncharacterized. Lineage: Eukaryota; Fungi; Ascomycota; Leotiomycetes; Helotiales; Mollisiaceae. The record is from RefSeq and is a predicted model, not a curated record. The transcript has a single exon. The coding region runs from base 1 to 468 and encodes 155 amino acids.